Dalotia coriaria is the source of this 1928-nucleotide messenger RNA. Its product is annotated as CWF19-like protein 2 homolog. Gene Ontology annotation, cellular component: post-mRNA release spliceosomal complex. The record is from RefSeq and is a predicted model, not a curated record. Gene Ontology annotation, biological process: mRNA splicing, via spliceosome. Lineage: Eukaryota; Metazoa; Arthropoda; Insecta; Coleoptera; Staphylinidae.
AUGCCGCAUCAUAAUUGGUAUCAUAACCCAACACCUAACGCUUUAAAAACGUUCCGUGGCGGAAAACACCGCAUUCAAGGAAGACACAAAGAAAAGAAACAUAAGAAAGAGAAGAAACACAAAAAGACAAAGAAACACAAGGAGUACUCAUCAUCUAAUGAUUCAAGUGCUUCUGAAGAUGAAUGGGUUGAAAAACCAUCAAGGGAAACAAAAUCAGUUCCAGACAGAGAUGACUGGUUAUCGUUACCAGCAAACUUCCUCUCAGCAAGCAAUAAAGAAAUUAAAGACUCACGAAAACAAGCUAAACAAGAACAGAAACUUAAUGAUCAAUAUAAUCCAGCAACAUGCUCCAGAGAGUUAAAUCCUUACUGGAAGGAUAAUGGAACAGGUUUGCCUAGUGCAUCAAGCUCUGCUUUCAAGAAACCUAGCUUCAAUGAAGAUAAUGAUGAUGAAUAUGAUUAUGGGCAUAAAUCAUCUGCAUCUGCAAGCUUAAAUUCGAAUUUAUCAAAGAAAACAUCAAACUGGAAGAAGACUAAACCUGAAACAAAUAAUGUUGAAGAAGAAAAUAAAGUGUUAUCUCAAAAGGAAUUGAAUGCAUUGGCUGCUAAAUUAGUAAAAGCUGAAAUAAUGGGAAACACUGCAUUAAUGAAACAACUCCAACUGAAGUUAGAUUCCGCAAGACAACUAAGAGACGAAAAUCCUGGUAAAGCUAAAGAGGAAGAUGUGAUUCUAACACAAACAGACUCCAAAGGUUAUUCACGACCGUUAAAAUCUAAAAGUGACGAUUGCCACGAGAAUAAAUCGAAAAAACGUCGAGUUGAUACACACACUGAUGGCGAACGCAAUAAAUACUUUGCCGAUGAUGACAAAUAUAAUUUGAAGCAAAUGUUUGAGCAUGAAAAAUUCAACACUGCCGAAAAACAAAACGAAGAGUUCUUGUCGAUACUUGGCAAAAGCAAAAAUGAUGAUCUAGACGAGAUCUUCACGGAUAAAAUACGCAACCAUGAAAAAGACGGUAAAUCAGAACGUAGAGAACGUGAUAAAGCAAUCAGUGAGCAUACAAAGAUGACUCGAGUCCACAAUUGCAAUAAGUGUCCUACAAGUGACGCUGUGCGUAAACAUUUGAUUGUUACACUUGGACAAACUGUAUACUUAAGUUUACCUGCGCAUGAACCACUAACAACUGGGCAUUGUCUAAUUGUACCUACGAGACAUACAAUUUGCAGCACACAACUUGAUGAGAACGAAUGGGAGGAGAUUAUGGACUUCAGGAAGGCCGUGACUAAAAUGUGUGCGAAUCGUGGCGAAGAUGUUAUAUUUUUCGAAGUGGCGAGAUAUUUGCAUCGUUUUCCACACAUGUCGAUCGAAGCUGUCCCUAUGGACAAGGAAAUCGGUGAUUUGGCGCCGAUUUAUUUUAAGAAGGCCAUUGAUGAGUCCGAAAAUGAAUGGGCUACCAAUAGGAAGCUGGUUAAAUUGGAGGGUAAAAAUGUGAGGCGUGCUGUACCGAAAGGUUUGCCGUACUUUUUCGUCUCGUUUGGAAUGCAGGAAGGAUUUGCGCAUGUAAUUGAAGACGAAGAGGCGUUUCCGGUGAAUUUUGCGCAGGAGAUCAUCGGAGGGAUGCUGGAUCUGCAUCAUUCACGGUGGAGGAAUCCGAAGCGGCAGAGUUUCCAGCAGCAGAGCGAUAGAGUGAAAGAAUUUAAUCAAGAAUGGAAAAAGUUUGAUUUUUGUCAAAAACAUGACAAAUAUCUUAAGUCCAAACCAGCAUCAUGAUAAUCUGUUCUCUGUGAACAUCUUACGGUUAAUAAACAGAUUUUAAAAAAUUAUUAAAUCAAGUAAUAAAUGUUAAACCUAUUUUCUUUCAUGUUGAGAAUUACACAUAUGACAUAAGAAUAAAUGUAAGAAAAAACUUAUUAUGUUGUGACCUUAAA